This is a messenger RNA of Penicillium egyptiacum, 657 nucleotides long. Lineage: Eukaryota; Fungi; Ascomycota; Eurotiomycetes; Eurotiales; Aspergillaceae. The record is from the annotation of a GenBank genome assembly.
AUGGAUCAGGCAAAGUUGGCUAGAAUGCAGGCGAGCGUUCGCAUCGGGUAUGUAUAUUCUGUCCAGGUUCAUUUUCAUCCCGGCCUCUCGAUUCCCGGUGGAAACGAAUUUUCGAAAUGCAAUACCCGGAUUCGACAGCCGAUAGUCAGACUACGGAUUCUCGACUCUCGAUUCUCGAAUCUAUGCGACGGCGCUAUAUCCCAAAUCUUGAACCGAAUAUAUAUAUAUCGCAUAGCUCAGAGAAUCCAUGGCAAGGGUACUCCCCGCCGCAAGGUCAAGAAGGUCGUCCGCAACUCCGGCGCCGAUGACAAGAAGCUCCAGGCCGCUCUCAAGAAGCUGAACGUCCAGCCUAUCCAGGGCAUCGAGGAGGUCAACAUGUUCAAGGAGGACGGCAACGUCAUCCACUUCGCCAACCCUCGUGUCCACGGCGCCGUCCCCUCCAACACCUUCGCCCUGUACGGCAACGGCGAGGAGAAGGAGCUCACCGAGCUCGUCCCCAACAUCCUGAACCAGCUCGGCCCCGACUCCCUCGCUUCCCUGCGUAAGCUCGCCGAGAGCUACCAGAACAUGCAGAAGCAGCAGGGCGAUAAGAAGGACGACGAGGAGGAUGAUAUCCCCGACCUCGUCGAGGGCGAGAACUUCGAGACUAAGGAAUAA